AUGAUUAAUGAUAAUGAUGAUGAUGUACCUUUAUUAAAUGAUAAUGAUGAUAAUGAACAAUUCAUAACAGCAGAAGAUAGUCAACCAAAUGUUGAAGCAGUUUUUGUCGUUACUUUUGAUGUUAAAUAUGGUAAUAUAAUUGAAUUUCAAAUGCCAGAAAAAGAACAUAUGUUACUAAGUGGUGUGGAAUAUAAAGCAAUACCAAGUGGAUCCCAUCAUAUUAAUCAAGAUUUUGUAUAUUUUCGUCAUGAAAAUAAAUAUGGAUUGGCUUGUUUAGCUCGAGCAGAUAUUACAAAUGAUGAUGAUGGAUCAGCUUUGUCAGUAAUCGAUCAAUCACAGCGUGGUAUGCGGAUUAAAUCUGUUGGUAUUUUAACUUCAUCUAUUAUACAUAUUCAAUCAUAUCUUUCUCUUUUACAAACUGAAGCUAGAAUUUAUCUGAGUCAAGCAUCAGCCAAUUAUGAUGGUUUAAAACGACUUCUUAUAAGACAGGAACAACCAAUAUCAGUUCCUGCUUCUAUUUAUGACUCUUUAUUCGCUCAAUUUAUUCAACAAUUUGGUGCAUCUGUCUUUCCACUUUCAAGGUUAAUCCUGCUUGGCAAACGUAUUUUAUUUUACUCACGUUCACCUAUUGGACCUCUUUGUAAUGCAGUUUAUUUUACUCAUAUUAUUAAUCAAUCGGUAAAUCCACUUUUUUUAAUCACUAUUGCGGAUUUAUCAAUGCUCAAUAAUGAACAAUCUUAUAUUGGUUGUACAACAGAAAGAAUUUUUAAAGAAAAAACACAUAUUUAUGAUGUAUUUAUUGAUUGUGAUAAUCAAAUUGUUUUCCAUACAAAUGAUUCAAUUUUACAGUCCAUUGUUAAAAUAACACGUCACGAUUAUAAUCGCUUAAAAAAGACCUUGACUUUGAAUUCUUUUAUUAAUAUUGGUAAUCAUUUAUCUCGAUUAUUGAAUCAAUUAUCUCAAUCAAAUGAUAAUAAACAAAUGACUAAAGAAAAUUUUCAUUCUAUUGAUCUUCAUCAACAUUAUGAUCGUUUAUUUCUUAAUGAAUAUAUUCGAAUACAUCAUAUUCCAAAUGUGACUAUAAUAACAGAAAUUUAUCCUGAUAAUGUUAAUUCAACUUCAUCAACAUUACAAUGUCGUAUACAAUAUCUUGACGAUGUCGACCCAUUUUCAAGUGUCAAUUUACCAGAACCAGCUCGACCUCCGUCCUUUACAUUUUUGACAUCAACUAUUUUAAGCAAUCAAUUACAGAGUGUACAUAAAGUUCUUAACGCACCCCAUCAAAUUUCUGAUUGUACACUUCAAUUAUGUCGACAAGAUGGAACUAAAACUGAAUUUGGACCAUAUCUUGAAUUAGAUCAAACAUUAGAUGAACAACGUGAAGAUAUUGAAAGUUUUACAGAAGGAUAUAAAUGGUCAAUUGUUCUUCGUACACAACUUAAUGUUCGAGUUCAAGCUUGUAUAGAUAAAUUACUGAAUUCAGAUGGACGUGAAUUACGAAGAUCAUUAUUUUCAUUAAAACAAAUUUUUCAAGAUGAUAAAGAUCUUGUACAUGAAUUUGUUAAUAACCAAGGUUUACAAUGUUUAAUUAAAAUUGGUGGUGCAGCUGAUCAAAAUUAUCAAAAUUAUAUUUUACGAGCACUUGGUCAAUUAAUGUUAUAUGUUGAUGGAAUGAAUGCUGUUAUAAAUCAAAAUGAAGUUACUCAAUGGCUUUAUUCAUUAGUAGAAUCAAGUUUUCGACUUGUUGUAAAAACAAGUUUAAAACUUUUAAUUGUAUUUGCUGAAUAUACUGAAUCGAAUGUUGCAUUAAUCAUAUCAGCUGUAACACAAGUUGAUCGAUCAGCUAAACGUUUAUUAUGGUCAAAUGCAAUGAAAAUAUUAAAUGAAAUGGAUAAUUCAUCAUCAGAAGUUGUUUUAUUAAUUAUUACAUUAUUUAAUACAGUUUUAUCAGCUAUAUCUGAUCAAGAUACGUUUUAUGAUAUGACCGAUGCAUUAGAAGAACAAGGAAUGCAACGAUGUACACAAUUUUUUCUAAAUAGAAAACCAGCUGAAGCUGAUCUUAUUGAACAAUUUCAUAUUUAUGAUGCUGCUCUUCGACGUGAAGAUGGUGAAGAUGAUGCAACAAUUGUUCAAUCAAUAAGAUCUCCAUCCUUAUCCAAUAUCUAUGAAAAUCUUAUCUGGAGGUGUACACCACGUAUAAAAUCUACAUUUGAUCGUAUAUCAUCACGUCGUUAUUCAUCUGUUGAUUCAAAUUGUUCAUAUGAUAAUCAGCAAGAAUCUAGAAUAAUUUCUAAUAAUAAUAAUCAAGAUAUUUGUCAAAAUCAUUUGAAUUUAACCGAUUCAACAUUGCCACAAUAUGAUAAUGUGAUCAUGUCAUCGAAUGAACAAGAUGAUUCAACCGUAUCAUUCAAUGUUGAUAUAGAUGAUGAUGAUAAUGAUGAGCGAAAAACACGAGUUAAAAGUAUGAUUGAUAAUCGUCAAAGUAUUCGACGAAGUUCAUCGCAUACAUACCAACCUACGAUUUCAUCGUUUCAAAAAAAAGAACAAGAAAUAUCAAAACCAUUACCAGAUAGUACGGUUCUUCGUCGAAUGCAAAAUCGAUGGGAAACAGAAAUUUUGCAUCGUGAAGUACCUCGAACAACACGAAUUGAACGUAAUCGUGAUCGUUGGGAAACAACAAAUGAUGAUCAAAUUCCAUUAUCUGAUACAAAUCAAUCAACAAUGCCUCAACAGAUAAAACCAUUAACAUCCGUUGAUAGUCAUAUCGUUCCGUCCAGUUGUUUUACACGUUCGUCAUGUAAUAUUGAGUCUAUCUCACCUCCACCUUCUCAUGCAAAUGAAACACAAGUGUUUACACGAGCUGUAUUUACUCAUCAAAAAAAUUCAAAUAGUAAUGGUACAGUUGAAACAUUAGCACGUCAAAUAGGUAUAUCAACAAUGAAUGGUAAUGAUACAUCAUUAACAAAUGGUCAACCAACUGUAUUUGUAAAAGAUACUAAAGUAAUACCAUCAUCUGAACUUAUUGGUGCAGUUACAAGAGCAAAAGAUGGUUUACAAGCAGCAGUAACAGCUAAAACACCUCAAAUUUCAGCAACAUGUUUUGUUUUUCCUGGUCCAUUACCUGAUACAUUAGUAUCAAAACCUCUAUCAGAUAAUGAUCUUCAAUGGGACUAUGUUGUUAGCAAAGUAUCAGAUCGUAAAUUACGUGUACAAGAUCUGGAUUUCGAAGAACUGGAUGAACAAGAUGAUAUAGCCAUUAUGACUAUCGCUGCUAAUCGAGGGGGACCACCUCCACCACCACCAAUGAUGAAUGGAAAUGGAUUUCCUCCUCCACCAAUGACAGGAUGUCCUCCUCCUCCUCCUCCUCCUCCACCACCACCACCACCACCACCGCCUCCUCCAUCGAUAGGAUGCCCACCUCCACCUCCACUUCUACCACGAGGCAUGGGACCUUCACCGUUAACCAUAAGCAAUGGUAAUAUAGGUGGAGACUCAUCAUCAUCAAAUAAUAAAUCAGUAAAAACUAUACGUUUACAUUGGCGUGACGCAGCUCCAAAUACAAUGUUAACAGCACCCGGAUCAAAUGAUUCUCUUUGGACAUCAUUGAAUAAAAUAAAAUUAGAUACCGACAAAUUAGCACACUUAUUCGAAUUGAAACAAGCUGAAGUUAAAGUAAAGAAAACUGGUGAUGUAAAAAAAGAAAUAACUGUACUCGAUCCAAAACGUUCAAAUGCAAUUAAUAUCGGUCUAACAGUUUUACCAACAGCUCGAACAAUCAAAGCAGCUAUUUUAAAAAUGGAUAGUAGUGUUAUAAAUAAAGAAGGCAUUGAGAAAUUAUUAACAAUGCUUCCAACAGAAGAAGAAAAAAAUCGUAUAAUAGAAGCUCAAAUGGCUAAUAGUGAUAUACCAUUAGGCAAUGCUGAACAUUUUUUAUUAACAAUUGGAGCUGUUGUUGAAUUAGAAGCUCGUUUAAAAUUAUGGUUAUUUAAACUUGAUUUUGAUAAUAUUGAAUUGGAAAUUGCUGAACCAUUAAUGGAUUUAAAAAAUGGAAUGAGAAAUUUAAAAGAGAAUAUAACAUUUCGACGUAUACUUGAAAUUCUUCUUGCUGUUGGUAAUUUUCUUAAUGGAGCUGAAUCAAUCGGUUUUCAACUUGAUUAUCUUGCUAAAGUUCCAGAAGUUAAAGAUACUAUUCAAAAACAUUCAUUAUUAUUUCAUGUGUGCAAUAUUGUCGUUGAAAAAUAUCCUGAUACAAGUGAUUUCUAUUCAGAAAUUGGUGAAAUAACACGAUGUUCAAAAAUUGAUUUUGAUGAACUUGAACAAAAAUUAAAUAAACUUGAAAAUGAUUGUCGUGCAGCAUUUGAAUAUUUAAGAGCUAUUAGUAAACAUGAAACAUUACAAAUAAAAACAAAAGUUGAUGUUAAGAUUCAUGGUAAAUUGUAUUAUAUCACACUGGCAGAAUUUCUUACUGAUUGUGCUGAACGUGUUUGUUUAUUAAGAGUUAUAUAUAAUCGUGUAUUAAAUCGUUUUCGAAGAUUUCUUCUUUGGCUUGGUUAUCCUCUAAGUGCAAUACAAGAAACAAAAAUAACACAAUUUUGUAAAAUUCUUAGUGAAUUUGCACUUGAAUAUCGAACAACACGUGAACGUAUAACAACACAAAAACAGAAAAAACAAAAUCGUGGUGAACGAAAUAAAACAAGAGGCAAAUUAAUAACUGAGAUUAUUUCAGAAAAAGGCAAUCCAUUUAAAGAUGUUCUAUUGAAUGGUUUUCGAACGGAUGAUGAAUCUAGUUCUUGUUAUCAAUCAGUAAAAGAAAAAAAUUCUUCAUCAACUAUUUCACAUAAUUACGAUACAAAAUCAUCAUCAUCACCUUCUAUCUCAGAUAAAAAUUCAAAACAACAAUUAAAUCAAAAAAAUGUUCAACCAAAUAUGUUAAGUGAUCUAGCAGCUGUAGUAAGAAGUACAUCAAAAGAUGGUCAAAUUAUGCCUGGUCAUCGAUUACGACAAAAAGCAUCUACAAAUAAUUUACAAAAAUCAUCCACAUCAAAUACAUCAACAGUAAAUGGAAUACAAUCGACUAAAUCCAAUGACACUGAAGGAUUUGAUACAAGUGAUGAAUUACUUGAUACUCUUGUUAAAAAUGCUGCGUUAACAACAACAAAAGAUGUUAUAAAACAACGUCGUAUAGCUCGAUAUGCCCAACGGCAAUCAUUACGACGAACACUUCAAAUAAAUUUGAAUGACGACGAGCAAGCUCAAGUAUUUGGUGCUGGGAAAAACUAA
Messenger RNA from Rotaria sordida, 5280 nucleotides. NCBI's taxonomy places the organism in Eukaryota, Metazoa, Rotifera, Eurotatoria, Philodinida, Philodinidae. The record is from the annotation of a GenBank genome assembly.